Sphaerodactylus townsendi is the source of this 1179-nucleotide messenger RNA. Its product is annotated as zinc transporter ZIP1-like. The transcript has 3 exons. Gene Ontology annotation, biological process: zinc ion transmembrane transport. Gene Ontology annotation, molecular function: zinc ion transmembrane transporter activity. The record is from RefSeq and is a predicted model, not a curated record. Bases 19 to 897 code for a protein of 292 amino acids. Lineage: Eukaryota; Metazoa; Chordata; Lepidosauria; Squamata; Sphaerodactylidae. Gene Ontology annotation, cellular component: plasma membrane.
GGCGCGGCCGGAGCGGCCAUGUGGGCGCUGGCGGCGGUCAAGCUGGGCUGCCUGCUGGCGCUGGGCCUCCUGCCGCUGCUCUGCGCCCUCCUCCCGGCGGCGCUGCGCCGCCUCGCCCGGCCCGGGGCCGCGCAGCGCUGGCGGAGCCUGGCGAGCUGCGCGGCCGGCGGCGUCUUCCUGGCCACUUGCCUGCUGGACGUGGUGCCCGACUCGCUGCGCGACCUGCGGGAGGAGCUGCGCCGGCAGAGGCUCUCGCUGGACUUCCCGGUGCCGGAGCUGGUCCUGGCCGUGGGCUUCCUGCUGGUGCUGGUGGUCGAACACGUGGCCUUGGACUGCAGCGAGCCCGGCGGAGACGAAGCCUCGCUGCUGCUGCCCCCCUGCCCCGGGCAGGCCGGCCCUGAGGAGCAGCAGCAGCACCACCACCACCAGGCCCCCCGGCGCCGCGCUUCUCGCUUCCGCUCCCUGGUGCUGACGCUGGCGCUGUGCCUGCACUCCGUCUUCGAGGGCCUGUCCGUGGGCCUGCAGGACACGCCGAGCAGAGUGCUGCAGCUGGCGGGGGCUGUCCUGCUGCACAAGAGCGUCGUGGCUGCCAGCCUGGGCCUCCUGCUGCUCCAGAGCCCCCUCCCGCUCCGGUGGCUGGCGGCCGCUCUGGGCGCCUUCGUGCUCACCUCUCCGCUGGGCGUCGGCCUGGGCAUGGCUCUGACCCAGAGCUCUGGCGGCGACGGCAACACCACUGCUCGGAGCCUGCUGCAAGGCGUGGCGGCCGGAACCUUCAUGUACAUCACCUUCCUGGAGAUCCUGCCCCAGGAGCUCGGCUCUCCCGCCAACCGCCUGCCCAAAGUGCUGGCUGUGCUGUUGGGCUUUUCGGGCAUGGUCGGCCUGCGCCUGCUGGCCUGAGGCUGCCCAGGGACCCCGGUGGGCGCGGGGAUUGCUUUUAAUACAGACCCCUCAUAUUUUUAUUUCUACAUAGGCUGCCUCCAACAGCUUCCACUCAAAGGCCUCUUUUUCACGUCGUUUUCCAUCCUUUGGGCUACUCCAUCCUGGCUGCAAGCUCAGCCAGCAGUUUGGAAUGUGUAUGGGGGGGGGGGGGCACUGCCCAGGAAAGGGAGCAAAUUAUAAGAAGUUAUUAUAAAGGGGGGAGGGACUGUUGUGUCCUUCAGUGAUUUUAUUAAAACUAUC